GUCUUUAUAUCAUCUUUACAAAACAAAAAGUACCACCUACCAAGAUCCUUCAACAGCUUCACACAAAACAUAGCAAACUGCAGGAGGCAAAAGAAGAAUGGAGACGAAAUCCCCAAUUCGUUGCAUCGUCAAACUCGGAGGUGCGGCGAUCACGUGCAAGAAUGAAUUCGAAAAGAUAAAUGAAGCCAAUCUUGUUACAGUUUCUUCACAGUUGCGAGAAGCGAUGAUGUUUGGAUCUUCAUCUGGAUCAGUACUCGAAAUGGAUUGGAGCAAACGACCCGGAGUUUCAGAAACUCCAAAAAAAGUUGAUGAUUUUAAGGAACAACAACAGGGUUUAGACUACAACAGUUUUGUUGUUAUUCAUGGAGCAGGUCGGUUAAGUAGUAUUUUUGCUGGUUCUUUUGGUCACUUUCAAGCUAGCAAAUCAGGUGUUCAUAAAGGGGGAUUGAAUCAGCCGCUUGUGAAAGCUGGUUUUGUUGCUACUCGUAUAUCUGUGACUUCCCUCAAUCUUGAAAUAGUUAGAGCACUUGCAAGAGAGGGUAUCCCAUCAGUUGCAAUGUCUCCGUUUUCGUGUGGAUGGUCAACCCGUGAUAGAAAUAUAGCUUCUGCUGAUGUGUCAACAGUGGUUGAAGCCCUUGACUCCGGUUUUGUUCCGGUUUUGCACGGUGAUGCGGUUCUUGAUGAGUCACUGGGAUGCACUAUUUUAAGUGGAGAUGUGAUCAUUAGUCAUCUAGCAGCACAUUUAAAGCCUCAAUUCGUAGUUUUCCUUACCGAUGUUUUUGGCGUAUAUGAUCGCCCUCCUACAGAACCGAAUGCUGUACUCCUCAGGGAGAUCGCCGUACGCGAAGAUGGGAAGUGGUCUGUAGUGAACCCAACAUUUCAAGACUCGGAUACGAAAGUGGAGACUAGUGUAGCAUCACACGAUACAACAGGAGGGAUGGAGACCAAAAUAUCAGAAGCUGCAACUAUCGCAAAACUUGGUAUUGACGUGUACAUAGUAAAGGCAGCAACUGAACACUCAUUGACCGCCUUAAGUGGUAAACUGAGAGAUAAGAUCCCUGAAGACUGGCUCGGAACAGUUAUACGCUAUGUUCCAUAAAACAUGUUUUGUUAUGUGUUCUGCAACUUCAUUCUUUUAGGCGGCUCUUUGUUGUUAUAACAUGCAAUUUGAGUUGUUCAGAAUCUUGAAAUAUUGUUAUAAUUUGCCGAAAUCGUCUGUUAUAGGACUCAUUUGAAAUUUAUGACUUAUCAUUUAUACAUUUUUUGUUUACAACU
Molecule: messenger RNA, 1275 nt
Organism: Helianthus annuus (common sunflower)
Lineage: Eukaryota; Viridiplantae; Streptophyta; Magnoliopsida; Asterales; Asteraceae
Product: isopentenyl phosphate kinase
Exons: 12
Coding region: 98-1099 (333 amino acids)
Cellular component (GO): cytosol
Molecular function (GO): kinase activity
Source: RefSeq, a predicted model, not a curated record